CUUGACUACCCUCUCUCAAAGGGUAACUUCAUAAAAACGUUAUAAAACACACACAGAUUAUUAAAAUGUAGUCUAUUACUUUUUCUUUGGGGACAAAGAGCAGUAGUUAAAUUUUCAAAAGAUUAUAUAAAAAUAUGGUGUAAGGUUGAGAAUCUUCUACGGCGGCGAGCCUCACGCACAAGGACGCUUGCCUUCCUAAGUUAUAUGUCUCUUAGCUCUUUAUUAUUCAAUUUUUUUCUUUUAAAUCCCAACUUGGGUUUUUAAUAUAUACUAUUUAUGUCUAUAUAUAUGGUCAUCUAUCUUUGUUUCUGUGCAAACAUCACUUUCUUGCUCCCAAAGCAAAUCUUCUUCUUCUUCCUUGGAGAUUCUCCAAGACAUCAGCAACAAACUGGACAGACUCUGUCGGAAAGAGAAUUAAAAGUUAGAAAAAAGUCACAAAACUCAGCAAAGAAACUAGUUAAAUCUUGUCGGAAAUAAAGAAUGAGUUGCAAUGGUUGCCGUGUGCUCCGAAAAGGUUGCAGCGAGAACUGCAUCCUCAGGCCAUGUAUCCAAUGGAUAGAAACCGCCGACGCUCAGGGACACGCCACCGUCUUCGUCGCUAAAUUCUUCGGCCGCGCCGGUCUAAUGUCUUUCAUCUCCGCCGUACCGGAACCUCAACGUCCCGCUCUGUUUCAGUCUUUGUUAUACGAAGCUUGUGGGAGAACAGUGAAUCCAGUCAACGGAGCUAUAGGAAUGCUGUGGACGGGUAACUGGAAUAUCUGCCAAGCUGCGGUUGAGACGGUGCUUCGCGGCGGUUCUUUGAGACCCAUCCCGGAGCUUCUCGCUCACGGCGGUGGAUUCGCCGGCUUUCCAUCGGAAGAAGGGUCUGAGAUCUGCACGGGAAUGCUGAACCUUAAUGAUGGUUCCAGCGACCGUAACAUCUACCAUCAUUCUAGAUUCUCAAGCUCAAGAUCCAGAUCUACGCUGGACUCUUCUGCCAAGAAGCGUAAGCGAGUUGAUUCUUCCGAGCUCGAUCUUUCACUAAACCCUAAUUUAUCCACUAAAACAACGCCUUCUCCCACACGGCAGCGAUCAGGAACACCGUCCAUGAACUCUGAGGAGUCAGUGGCGACCACGACGUCGUUUUGGGAUGCCACUGCAACAGGUGAACGCUACGGUAACGGCGGAGGAGGAGAAACAAGACAGCUGCUUAACCUUUUUGUUUAAGGAAACUUUCUCUGCUUUAAUUAGGGUUUAAAAAUGUAAUUUUACACAUUGUCUUUCCCUCUUUUCGUGGAUACAAAAAUAUUUGGACCGACGAGUUAGCUAUGCAGUUUUGUUCUCUCGGUUGAUAUUUAGUAUUAAGAGUAUUUGCAUCCUAUAGUAUUAAUUAACCAAUGUUAUCUUUUUUUGAGUGAAAAAAAAUGAUAAUCCAUCUCUAUUUUCA
Brassica rapa (field mustard) is the source of this 1426-nucleotide messenger RNA. Its product is annotated as LOB domain-containing protein 37. Lineage: Eukaryota; Viridiplantae; Streptophyta; Magnoliopsida; Brassicales; Brassicaceae. Gene Ontology annotation, biological process: regulation of gene expression. The record is from RefSeq and is a predicted model, not a curated record.